Molecule: messenger RNA, 1991 nt
Organism: Uloborus diversus
Lineage: Eukaryota; Metazoa; Arthropoda; Arachnida; Araneae; Uloboridae
Product: Na(+)/citrate cotransporter-like
Exons: 13
Coding region: 240-1823 (527 amino acids)
Biological process (GO): monoatomic anion transmembrane transport; citrate transport
Cellular component (GO): membrane
Molecular function (GO): succinate transmembrane transporter activity; citrate transmembrane transporter activity
Source: RefSeq, a predicted model, not a curated record
UGACUCAAAUAAGGUUCGAAUGCGAUCUGUUGACUUAUGCUUUUGUGUACGUUUCCUGUCUUGCGCAUUUCGGUGGGGACAAGUUGAAUCGUUGCUCGCGAUGUCCUGCCGCUGCCUCCGAUUCUGCCGCCGGGUCGACGCCAGGCUCUGCAUCUAUGUCCUCAGCAUCCUCCUCCCGUUUGCUCUGUCUCCUUUAGCAGUCUCAGCUCACAAGGCAAGAAUCAAAAUGCAGUUAUGUUAUGAUUCUGGUUGCUUCUUAUUGGCUGUUGGAGCCAGUUCCGAUAGCAGUCACGGCCUUACUUCCUGUUGUUCUAUUCCCCAUUCUUGGAGUUGUCAACUCGACACAAGUAUGCUCAAAUUACAUGAAGGAACCUUUUUUGAUGUUUAUUGGGGGUUUCAUUGUUGCUAUUGCUGUUGAAGAGUGCAAGCUACAUGAAAGAAUAGCAUUAAAAGUCCUACUAUUGAUUGGAACCGAAAUUAAAUGGUUGAUGCUCGGGUUCAUGUUAACAACUAUGUUCCUGUCGAUGUGGAUUAGCAACAUGGCAACAAUACUGAUGAUGGUGCCAAUCGUUGAAGCGGUUAUUGAGGAAAUUGAUAUCAAGAGCAACCACCUAGCUUUCAGUGAUAAUAAAGGCACGAUUUCCCUUCCUGAAAGAAAGCAAAUGGAUGAUGAUCCAGGGGAAGACAAUUUUCUUUCAAAAACGUCCCUAAAGCAAGAGCGAAAAAUGUCCACUGGUGCUUCCACCAUAAAAGUCACACUGCUUUUGAGCUUGUGUUACGCUGCGAAUCUAGGAGGAACUGGCACCCUUUCUGGUACAGCGGCAAACAUAGUCCUCAAAGGCCUAAUGGAGGAGCUUUACCCAGACAGUGACGAUAUAACUUUCGCUUCGUGGAUGAUGUACAACAUUCCAGGAAUGGUUGUCUGCGUUCUGGUCGGAUGGAUGUACCUUUGGCUGGUGUACAUACGAUUCUCAAAACUUAAUUUUGCACCUGAGGGCAAAAUAAAGGACAUCAUUUCAAAACGCUACUCUGAUUUAGGAUCUCUGACGUCUCAUGAAGCUCAAGUUCUGGUUUUAUUUUUAGCUUUGGUUUUUCUGUGGGUUUUCCGAGACCCAAAAUUUAUACCUGGCUGGGCAUACGCCAUGCGGCCUGAUACCAAAAUUGGUGAUUCCGUUCCUGCCAUUGCGAUAGCGUUCCUCAUGUUUAUCCUUCCAUCGAACAUCGGGGAGUGGAACAGUCCUCGGAUUCUAGAAUGGAAAACAGCUCAGGCGAAAAUACCGUGGGGAGUGCUCAUUUUAGUCGGCGGAGGAUUUGCACUGGCUGAUGCUGCACAGAAAUCAGGUCUUUCGAAGUUUCUUGGUGAAGAACUGAUGUUCUUGGCUGUUCUGCCUCCAGGAGCGAUGGUAGUAGUCGUCUGCCUCGUUACUGCUAUGAUAACUGAAAUAAUUACGAAUACGAUAACUGCUACUAUUCUUCUUCCAAUUUUUAGCCAAAUGGCUGUUUCUAUUGGAGUUAAUCCAUUGUACAUGAUGCUGCCAAUUACUGUUGCCUGCGCAUACGCUUUUAUGCUUCCUGUUGCCACCCCUCCUAAUGCCAUUGUGUUCGAAAGUGGGAACAUGAAGACUCUCGACAUGGCUAAGCCUGGACUAGCAAUGAAUCUAGCUUGCUGUGCUGUUCAACUUUUCAUGAUUAACACGCUUGGAGUUGCCAUGUUUAACCUCAGAGAGUUCCCUAAUUGGGCAAACAGCAGCCGAAUUUCCAUUGAGAGUGCCACGAGUUCUGUACACAAUAGCACUUUCUUCAAUGUCUCUGCAAUGUAUUAAUAGUCUGUGAUGCUAUCACUGUAAAACGUAACGAAGCUGUUAGCGAGAUUGAUAAUUCUUUAUUUUAUCAUCAUACCUUGGACCAUUUUAUUUCCCAAUUUGAUAUUCUUGCUAUAUUUUUAUCUAAUACACCCUUUCGCUGCAUUAUAAUAAAUAUUUUUGUGCCAA